This is a messenger RNA of Microsporum canis CBS 113480, 1044 nucleotides long. RefSeq lists its product as uncharacterized. Gene Ontology annotation, biological process: mycotoxin biosynthetic process. NCBI's taxonomy places the organism in Eukaryota, Fungi, Ascomycota, Eurotiomycetes, Onygenales, Arthrodermataceae. Bases 1 to 1044 code for a protein of 347 amino acids. The record is from RefSeq and is a predicted model, not a curated record. The transcript has 5 exons.
AUGUCGGAAUACUACCCAACUGCAAACGAGUCUUUGGUUGAGAGAGUGUUAGUACCCCAAACAGUCUCUCAGAUAGCAUCGUCUUCCUCAAGUACAAGCCCUAGAGAAACGGUGGCUGAAUCUGACGAGUGUUACUCGUCGAGGAGUGACUCAUUGCUUAGUGGCGGGGAGCCUCGGAGUGAUGAACUGCCUGAGGUUCUAUCCGGGAGACCAGCCCCUGGUAACUUCGCAACUGGGGAGAUGGUUGGAACUGCCUUUGCAAUCUCAGUCGAGGCUGCAGAGAGUAGAGGAAGCGACGGAGAGUCGGGGCUUGCCCAUCACUUUGCGUUGGUAAAGAAGAAAGUGCGCAGGUGUGGAUGUUUACUCUUGCUUUUGUAUGUGUUUUGGGCUGGCAUGAUGUUCGGUUCAAGUCAGCACCAGAAGUACAAGAGUAGCUAUCCUGGCAUCGUAUACUCGCCCGCCCGGACUGUACAAGAGUAUCAAUCAGUUCGCUUUGAUGGGGACAUAAAAACGAUAAAUUCGUAUAAAGGACCCCCUAGCAACGCGAUAGAUGAGGCCUGGAAAGCUCUAUAUGAUGCCGGACCACUCUUGGUGGACAAAAUGGAGCUUGAGGCCGUUGGGAAGGAGAGCAUCGAGUUGCCGUCGCGCCCCGGAAAGCACUUGGUUAAGUUGGCGGUAUUCCAUCAGCUCCAUUGCUUGGACUAUGUGCGCAAAUAUGUGCAUAGAGAGCACUACCGCAUCGACGACAGCCAUGCCGCAGUCUCCGGGAUUGAUCAUGCCGAUCACUGCAUCGACAUGAUCCGCCAGGCUCUGUCAUGUUCGGCUGACCCUACGCUCAUAACCUUCAAGCAAGAUGGCCCAUUUGAUACAGUGGAGGCUGAUUUCAGUGCAACCCACGCUUGCACGAACUUUGAAAAGAUGCGUGAUUGGGCUAAAGAUCGGGCCAUUAAUAUGACAGAGGAAAUCAUCCGGAACCCAGUGCCGUUUAAGGAUGCAGUGAUAGUAUCGCUCCACGGCCAUGGAAAUAGAACAUCAAAGGCCUGA